CUACAACAUUGAAUAGAUACACUUGAGCACACUUGAGCAAACUGGCAAACUCUGAGUUUAAGGGAGGUGUACACUAUACAAGCCUUGCAUGGUGGAGUUGGACAGAGAUGGGGAAUUUUGCAUAAAAGUUUUGCACAGUGGACAUUGUAUUUAAUACAUGCCCAUCUCUUUCUCUCUUCGUGGUCACCUGGUGGAAGAAUGGUGCUUUAAAAUUACAAUCUUCAAGCAUAUUGUUAUUAUGCGUAUAUUGUUAUUAUUCGAUUCAUUCAAUUGAUCAAUUCAAUUGCUACAGCUGACUUGCUAAAUAAAUCUUAUAAAUUAAAAUAUAUAUAUAAAUUAUGACUGCGGUUAAUAAUGAUGAUAUAUGGGAGGAUUUUUUAGGAAUUUCAUUAGAUCCUCCAAAAAUGAGAGACAAGUGUUCUCAAUGCAAAAGACCAAUUGACGUUUGUUGGUGUCCAGGUUUACCAGAUCCACGACUUCAUGUAGAAUCAAAAGUAAUAAUUCUUCAGCAUCCUGCAGAAGUUAAAAGAGCUCUUAGAACAGCACCAAUGUUAUCACUUGGUCUUGAAUCAGAUAAGUGUCUUAUUUUUAGAGGAAAAAAAUUUCCUAAAAUUCAUCAGAAGGGUCUAUAUGAUAUUUUGAAUGAUGAAAAUACAAUAUUACUUUAUCCAUCACCUAAUGCCAUUAACAUUCACAAUUUAAGAAAAGUUGGAGUUGAUGGACAGAAACCAUACAAUUUAGUCUUGCUUGAUGGAACUUGGCCUCAAGCUAAGACAAUGUAUCAUGCUAGUCCAACACUUGGUACUCUUAAAACGUGUAAAUUAGUCGAUGUUCCUAUAAGUGAAUAUGUCAUCAGAACUCAACCUACUGAUGGAUGUCUAUCAACAUUAGAAAGUGGUGCAUUAUCACUUUCAAUUUUAGAAGGAAAAGAUUGUCUCAAAGAUGCAUUAUUGGGUCCAUUACAUUAUCUCUGCAAAUUUCAACUUGAACGUGGCGCAAUUACUCAUCACAGUAAAGAGCUUUUAAUAAAACAAAAAACUUAUCCAAAAUUAGUUGGUAAAAGAUUAUCAAGACAAUUAAAAAUUAAUUCAGAUAAUUCUUCUGAUGUGUAGAUUUUUUAAGUGCUAUUUUAAU
Molecule: messenger RNA, 1134 nt
Organism: Aphidius gifuensis
Lineage: Eukaryota; Metazoa; Arthropoda; Insecta; Hymenoptera; Braconidae
Gene: Dtwd2
Product: tRNA-uridine aminocarboxypropyltransferase 2
Exons: 6
Coding region: 339-1112 (257 amino acids)
Source: RefSeq, a predicted model, not a curated record